This is a messenger RNA of Endocarpon pusillum Z07020, 840 nucleotides long. RefSeq lists its product as uncharacterized. The coding region runs from base 1 to 840 and encodes 279 amino acids. The transcript has 2 exons. Lineage: Eukaryota; Fungi; Ascomycota; Eurotiomycetes; Verrucariales; Verrucariaceae. Gene Ontology annotation, molecular function: oxidoreductase activity. The record is from RefSeq and is a predicted model, not a curated record.
AUGCCUAGCAGACCAGGGAGAUUAGAGGGCAAGAAUGCUAUUAUCACGGGCGCGGCAGGGGGCAUUGGUCUGGAGACAACUAUUCUUUUCGCCAGAGAAGGUGCUGCAGUAUUGAUGGCAGAUAUCUCGGAGCCGGCACUGGAGAAAGCACUUGCCAAAGCUAAGGAAAUCGUGCCUGAUGCAGCACGAAUCUCGACUAUGAAAUGUGACGUCUCGAAAGAGUCAGACGUAAAGGCUAUGGUAGAGUCGCAGGAUCAGUACAACGGAAUUGAUAUAAUCUUCAACAAUGCAGGAAUCAUGCAUGCUGAUGAUGCCGACGCGAUCGGUACGCCAGAAAAGAUCUGGGAUCUCACCCACAACAUCAACGUGAAAGGUGUCUGGUUCGGGUCGAAGCAUGCAGUCCUCAGUAUGCGUCGACACAAUAAGACCAAGGGAAGCAUCAUCAACGUGGCAUCCGUUGUUGCUCUGGUGGGCUCUGCCACACCACAGCUUGCAUACACUGCAUCUAAAGGAGCGGUUAUGGCGAUGACGCGAGAGCUGGCUAUUGUUCAUGCACGAGAAGGAUUCCGGUUCAAUGCUCUCUGCCCCGCACCACUUAACACUCCGCUGCUUCAAGAUUGGCUUGGCGACGAUGCGGAAAAGAGACACCGACGUGAAAUUCACUUCCCUACCGGCAGAUUUGGAGAGGCGAUUGAGCAGGCGCAAGCAGUGCUCUUCCUAGCUAGUGAUGAAAGCAGUUUCGUUAACGGCACCGAUUUUGUGGUCGAUGGAGGAAUGACCAAGGCCUAUGUUACGCCCGACGGUCCUGCUACAGAAGCGCCAGCUAAUUUGGCAAAAUGA